Molecule: messenger RNA, 3365 nt
Organism: Trichoplusia ni (cabbage looper)
Lineage: Eukaryota; Metazoa; Arthropoda; Insecta; Lepidoptera; Noctuidae
Exons: 4
Coding region: 489-3023 (844 amino acids)
Source: RefSeq, a predicted model, not a curated record
UGUAAAAUAGCAGAAUCGGGGCCCUGGGAACUGUUCUAAAUUUAAGUUUGUCUCUGAGAAUGUAGUUUAACGUAAGUACGUUUAAGUUAUUGUUACGAUUUCCAAAAAACGGUGUAGCUUAUGUGUAUGUAGCUUAAACAAUGUCGCCUAUUAUGACGGAAGACAAAUUUUCAAAUGACACGAGUAGCCAAUUAAGUGCGUUGCAUUAAUAUCAUCAGCUAUUAUUGAAUGCAUCGAACGUAUUAUUAGCGAAUAAUUAGUUGGGGGAAAUUCGUUGAGUUGUUCAACCGUGAAACGCUUUCAUUUUCUUAGGACACGGGAGACACGUGUGCGGCCGGCGGUGGAGGCGCACCCCGCUGGCUCGCGGCUUCAUGAUCGUGCAGUAAUGCGCCCUCGUUCAGUCCACCAUCGAACACCUUUCGUGGUUAACGUUCUCGUACAAUGUAAAUAGUGCGUCGCAAGUAAACGGUAACAGUGAUUUGUACAACAUGUUUAACAAGAGACUCUGUUUUGCGUUAAUAACAUUAUUAGUUAUUAGUAAUGUUGUCUACAGUAAAAAAACUAAAAAAAAUAAGAGACCAAAAGACCAAGAUGAGUCUACAACACUACAACCAAAUGUUGUCGCCUACUCUACUUUCGGAUUUAAUGAUGUUGGUGCUUACGACGGGUUUGUGCCGACAUCGCCAGAUUACGCCAGCUUUCUCAGUGGCGUCAAUCAAGAAUCUACGACAAGAUUAUAUGCUCCUGCAUUUCCCAGCUCCUUAGAUUCUACUGGAUUUAGUGGAAAUUUUGGUUCGCAGUCAGGUGACGCACAAUUCUUUGGUGGGAAUGAAGAUAUGGGGCAACCUGGUAUGUUACAAUAUACAUCUAGUUCAAUGAAUUUUUUCAACAACCCUAAUUUUGGUGCAGCAGGCGAACAAAAUAAAAAUGUUGAAAGUGAAGAUACAAACGGUAAAAAUGCAGAAGAUUCAGAUGCACCAGUUUAUGGAACCAAAAUUUCUCGAAACAAGUACAGAUCUGGCAAUGUAUUUAAUAACACUGAAUAUAAUAUGUUUAACGGCGGUGUUUCAACUCUGUCUAAUAAUAAAUAUUCAAACAUUCACGAAUCAGAAGCAACACAAGAAAGCAAACCAUCAUUUGCUGAGGCUCAUAUGAAAUACCAAAAUAAUAACGGAUUUGAUCAAAAUUUUGAACACCAAGAAAACGAAGAUUUUGGUAGACCAUCUCCUACUAAUAACGGAUUUAAAUUUCAGAAAGUUGUCGAUUUUACAAAAAUAAACUAUCCAACCGCUAUAGACACUAGUCAGUUUUUAUCAGGAAGCGUUCAAUCUCUCAACCCCCAAAAUUCUCUGAUGACCACUCAAUUCGAAAGUUCAUUUUCUAAUAACUUUAAUUAUAAUAAUAUAAACAACAAUAACCAUAAGAUAACGAAUUCCCCGCCAAAACAGAAAGAUCAUUAUAAUAUAAAAGACAAUGAAGAAAGUAGCGACAAAUCUGUUGUAAAAUCAAGUUCUUUCUUUGAACAAGAUAACACAUUAAAUCAUGUUAAUAAUAACUAUAAACAUAAUACACACCACGGUAACAAAAAUUCUGAAACAAAAAAGAAAAUUAAGAAGCCUUGGUCAGCCGGUAAUUAUAGCAAUGACUUCAAAAAUUGGAAAGAUGCCUCAAGUAUAAAGGGUUAUGGGUAUUCUACUAACUUUAGUAAUAUGAAUUUUAAAUAUGGUGUAAGUGAAUCUAAGAAUCCUUUUAACCAUGACGAAAUAGUACCUGCAAGCAGUAAUGUAGAUUUAACCAACUACCAAUAUCCAGAGUCAAGUUAUUCAAAUUUUAAGAAGUUACCAGAAUUCAAUGACGAUGAGGACUACGCUAGUCAUUCAUUCAAAGAUAAAUUUAAAGCCAAUGACUAUUUUAAUCAAUUUAAAAAUUCAUUCAGUACGGUACCUACUACCACCUCGUAUUGGGGAAAUGCUUACAAAACAUCAGACUACUCUUCCUAUAAAGAUCACCCGAAGAAAUCUCAUUUUAGCGAGACUGGAGAUACUACUGUCAAUAUUCCAAAAAGACCUCGAAAACCAAGUUUUACAAAAACUUCAGAGAAUAAACAGAACGACUGGCCUUCUGCAUAUCAUUCAAGACCACAAAAAUUGAAUAAACCAACGAGUGACUGGUCCAAAGAUUUAUUUGAUACUAGGUAUAAAUCUGAAGAGGAUUUAUUAGGCCUCAGAACUCACGAUACGUCACACCCAACAUAUUUACCAACAUACAAGCCCAGCAACAAUGUUUUCGACAAUGACAGCGAAUUUAAAAAUCUAGUUGAUAAGUGGAGACAGUCCUAUUUGAAGACAAAGUUCAAAGAUGUUCGGGAUUAUGAAAGUUACGGAUCUGAGAUGAAACCUACACACGUGCCAAUACCAAAACCAUACCCGAUAGAAGUUCCUCACCCGGUAAUAGUUCCGGUGCCGCGUCCGUUCCCGGUGCGAGUGCCGGUAUCUCGGCCGGUCGCGGUGCCCGUGCUGCGGGAGAUCACCGUGCCGAUCGAGAAGCCGGUGCCCUACCCCGUCUACAAAACGGUUCCCUACCCGGUAGAGAAGCUAGUCCCUGUGCCUGUCGAAAAAGAGGUGGCAGUGCCAGUAGAAAAGCCAUACCCAGUUCACAUCCCGUACGUGCGGCCAGUGUUCCAUCACACCAAGCCGGUUCACGAAGACCCAGAAAAUGACCACUUUGAUGGGGAUGACUACAUGCGGAGGCCUGAUGCGAAGAGACCUACCCAGUUUAAGAAGAGACCGUAUGGAACUCGCAACAAAUCGCGUCGGCCAUCUCGCGCCAGUUUCCAAGACCGCAACAGGAGGCGGUGGCCUGAACGCCGCAGGCCUUCAGGCUACACAGAACAUAGGGAAAGACAUCACUCGAGGCCCUCGGAGUUCCACCCACCGCCUUACAAGCAUCACGAGUACGAACGCGACGAAGACGAUGAAAACAGUGAUUAUGCCCGGUACUGCAGGAGAACCGGCAAUUGUUGAUUCAACAGAUAAAUAACACAGUGAGAAAAGACUGUUAUGAUAAGGAUUGAUAACUUUAGGUUACCUAAAUACUCGAUUUGUUAUAAGUCCUUACAAUUGCAUUUGUAGAUUGUUUCUUGUUUUAGCACCAUAUUUUUUAUCUUAAAUUGUUAUUAUGUAGAAUAGUUUAAAGUAAUGAGUACUUAAUGUGUUCUAUAUAGAGUUAGUUUGGUGAAAAACCCUGCUGUGCCAAAUACUCUCUCGUACCUAUUUCUAUUUUUGUACUCGACUGCAAAUCAUCAUUUGUAUAGUAAGUUAAGAUUAAAAUUAUGGGAUAGUAAGUAAAUUUAUUUGAAAAGAAAA